Gymnodraco acuticeps is the source of this 1449-nucleotide messenger RNA. RefSeq lists its product as uncharacterized. NCBI's taxonomy places the organism in Eukaryota, Metazoa, Chordata, Actinopteri, Perciformes, Bathydraconidae. The coding region runs from base 170 to 1285 and encodes 371 amino acids. The record is from RefSeq and is a predicted model, not a curated record. The transcript has 8 exons.
GGAUCGGUACAUUCAUAUCAGUGCAGCAGCUGUGCCCCCAUUGUCAGUUUACAAGAAACUGGAAUAGCCAGCCUGUUCUUGGGAGUACUCCAGUUGGAAACCUGCAGCUAUCAGUUGCAACAUAUGUCAACAGAGCAUCUUUCUACAAACUUUCAAAGGUCUUCAAACAAUGAAUAUGCAGCUAUGCAAAUACAACACCUUCCGAAGGCAUGCCAGGAUGUUCAUUGAGCCAGCGAUUGUUUCUUACUGGCAAAAAUCACAGGAAGGCAUGCUACAGAAGCUCCAUGCAGAGGAGAAAGUGAUAGUUGGUGGUGAUAUGAGGGCUGACUCUCCAGGCCACUAUGCAAAGUUCGGAAGCUACACUAUGAUGGACCUGAAGAACAACAAAGUCGUUGACCUCCAGUUGGUUCAGAGCAAUGAGGUUGGUGGAAGCUACCACAUGGAGUUAGAGGGCCUGAAAAGGAGUCUGGAGUUGUUAAAGGAACGUGGUGUGACUCUGGACUGUAUUGUCACGGACAGACAUCUGCAAAUUCAGAAAUUCCUAAGGGAAAGCAGCAUCACCCAAUUCUUUGAUGUGUGGCACAUAGAAAAAGGGAUUUCUAAGCAACUGGAGAAGGCUGCAAAAAAGAAGGACUGCGAAAAACUUCGAGGGUGGGUGAAGAGUAUAAGAAACCACAUAUACUGGACUGCAGCAACCUCCACCACCGGGCCUGAGAGAGUGGCCAAAUGGUUCCCUAAGUGCCUUCAUCCACUGCGCAUUGCGCAAUACCAAUGGAUGGCUGCAGGAACGCCGGCCUUUCACAAGCUGGAGACAAUUCUCUCAACCAAGAGGAUUUUGAAAGCUGUGGCCAAACUCAGCCCACACCACCAGACUUCAUCUUUGGAGUCAUUCCAUGCCGUCAUCCUGCGCUUUGCUCCAAAGAAUGUUGUGUUUCCAUUUCUUGGAAUGUUGUGCAGACUGUACCUGGCAGCCCUGCACUACAAUGAAAACGCUGAGCGUGCACAAGCCACUACAUCCACUGGAAACCCUCUAUAUAAACUGCAGUUCCCAAAGGCCAGGAAGGGAGAAUGCAGAGCAAAACCAGUAAAGACUGACCCCACAUUCCGCUACGUGGCCAACUUGAUGGACCUCAUAUUCGACCAAGUCUUUGUGGACCCUGCACCAUUCACACAGGAGCUUCUGAAGAUACCCAUCCCAGAGGACCUGUGUUCCCAAUAUGAGCGACCUGACAGGGAGGAGGUCAUCUCCGGGUAUGCUACACGGUUCAAUUUGGCUGCCGUCUGAACCCAACAUACACAUUUCGCUGAUCAGGAAACUCCCUGCGAAUCCUGAGGACAACGCAGGCCGGAAUCACCACUCUGAUCCUGCGUCCAAGGAAGCCCCAGCACCAGCUCACAAAGCUUCUGUAGGCUAGAUACCUGUGACGCCUGCAAUCAUUAAAAAAAUAU